AUCAGAUCAGAUCUGCCUAACAACGUCUUAAAAGAGUCAACAACUUUUCAAACCAGAAUUGAGCUCGUCGCUCGUGGCAGCCAGCACCAGUGCACCACCGAGGCAGAGAGCAGACGCCAGACGGCAACAACCUCCAUUCACUGGGAGAGAAAGCGGCAAAGCAACCAACUCACGCGGCGUCUUUCAUUUCCAGUUUCCCCCUCCCACCAACCCACGACGCCAUGGCCGACGCCGCGCCCACCGUCUCCAAGUCGCCGCCGGCGCUCGUCCCUCCGGUGGGGCCCACCCCACGGGGCGCGCUCCCGCUCUCCUCCAUCGACAAGACCGCCGCCGUCCGCGUCUCGGUCGACUUCAUCCAGGUCUUCCCCCCGUCCACCGACGGGGCCAGCGCCGGGGACCAGGUGGCCGCGAUGCGCGACGGGUUCGCGAGGGCGCUGGUGCCCUACUACCCCGUCGCCGGCCGCAUCGCCGAGCCGACACCGGGCGACCUCGUCGUGGACUGCACAGGCGAGGGCGUCUGGUUCGUGGAGGCCGCCGCGAGCUGCUCGCUCGCCGAUGUCAACGGCCUCGAGAGGCCGCUGCUCAUUCCCAAGGGGGAACUCAUCCCUCGCCCUCCGCCCGAGGAGAAGCUCGAGGACCUCAUCCUCAUGGCCCAGGUCACGAAAUUCACCUGCGGUGGAUUCGCCGUGGGGAUCUGCUUCAGCCACCUGGUUUUCGACGGGCAGGGCGCGGCGCAGUUCCUCAAGGCGGCGGGCGAGCUUGCCCGUGGCCUCCCAGCGCCGUCGGUGGCUCCGGUGUGGGACCGCGACGCGAUCCCGGAUCCACCCAAGCUGCCGCGCGGCCCGCCGCCGUCGUUCACGGCGUUCAACUUCGUGACCCAGGUGGUCGAGAUCUCGCCGGAGAACAUCGCGCGCAUCAAGGAAGACUUCAAGGCCGCGACUGGUGGGGAGACCUGCUCCACCUUCGACGCGGUGACGGCCGUGGUGUUCAAGUGCCGCGCUCUGGCGGUGGAGCUCCCGGACACCGCCGAGGUCCGUCUCGGCUUCGCUGCCAGCACGCGGCACCUCCUCCAGGGCGUGCUGCCGUCGGUGGACGGCUACUACGGCAACUGCGUGUACCCUGUGGGGAUCACCCGGAGCAGCAAGACCAUCCGGGAGGCGGCAUUGACGGAGGUGGUCGGUGUGAUGCGGGAGGCCAAGGAGGCGCUCACCGUGCGGUUCACCGACUGGAUGCGCGGCGGCGCUAAGGACGACCACUACAAUGUGCCUUUGGACUACGGCACCGUGACUGUGUCGGACUGGAGCCGCGUUGGGUUCAACGAGGUGGACUACGGCUUUGGUGAGCCUGGGUACGUCUUCACGCUCAACGACGAUGUCAACAUCGUUGCGUCAGUGAUCUACCUCAAGCCGCCGACGCCCAAGCGCGGGAUCCGGCUCAUGCUCCGCUGCGUGGAGGAGCCACACGCUGCCGUGUUCGCCGACGAGAUCGCCAAGUACGCCUAGCUAGACUGUUCUUGGCAAUUGGCCAUGUCUAUGCUCAUGUGUGUAACCGCUCUUGCAGUAUCUAUUCACACUUCACAUUGGUGUGUGCAAUGUUUUCAUUUGGGUUACAGUUUGGUGCUUGUGCAGCUACAGAAACACUACAAUUUGUAAUGUGUUGAUUUCUUUUCAAUGUGGAUAAUUUUAGACUUGCAGCAACAAGAUUGAAAUAAUAUCCAGAUUCCAGAUUA
This is a messenger RNA of Brachypodium distachyon (stiff brome), 1729 nucleotides long. Its product is annotated as acyl transferase 5. Bases 222 to 1502 code for a protein of 426 amino acids. NCBI's taxonomy places the organism in Eukaryota, Viridiplantae, Streptophyta, Magnoliopsida, Poales, Poaceae. The record is from RefSeq and is a predicted model, not a curated record. The transcript is spliced from 2 exons.